AUGAGAGAGUGUAACCUGAAGAGCGGAAGUAGAGGCACCAAAGAUAAAAUCAGCAGGGAAAUCUUCCUUUUUCAAAUCGUCUUUGGGCGGCGUGUAAAUCGCAGGUUGGAGGCCAUCAACGAUGGAAAUAACCGGGUUCACAACAGUGUUCACUCCAUCCUUAACAAUAUUAGGAAUAAGUUUGCACCAAAGAUAAAAUCAGCAGGGAAAUCUUCCUUUUUUGGUGCUACAAACAUAUCAUGCAAACUUAUUCCUAAUAUUGUUAAGGAUGGAGUGAACACUGUUGUGAACCCGGUUAUUUCCAUCGUUGAUGGCCUCCAACCUGCGAUUUACACGCCGCCCAAAGACGAUUUGAAAAAGGAAGAUUUCCCUGCUGAUUUUAUCUUUGGUGCCUCUACUUCCGCUCUUCAGACUGAAGGAAGAGGGGAUGAAGGUGGUAGAGGAAAAAGUACCUGGGACUUCAUGAUUGAAGCCGAAAAGGGUCGUAAAGCAGUUGACUCCUACAACCUUUAUAAGGAAGAUGUUAGAAUUUUGAAGGAAACAGGGCUAAACAGGGCUAAUAUAUAUAUUUUAUUUUUAUUUUUUUUGUUUGUAGAAAUCUCAAAAAGGGAAAAUCGGAAUUUCGCUCCCGAGUAAGUGGUUUAUGCCACAUUCAACUGGUGAUCCUAAAGACUUUGCUGCUUCAAAAAUGCUGUUGGAUUUCUCCUUAGGAUGGUAACCAAUUACCCUUUGUGUAUUUUUGUUUUUUUUUUUUAUUUUAAAAGAGAAUAAUCUUAUGCAAAUGACCUCUAUCUACAUUAAAGAUUUGCACUUUGCACUUGUGUAGUAUAAUAAUCUAACUCGAUUAUUUAAAAGAGAGUAUAGUUUUUAAAUAAUUAAUUAGUGUGUGACCCGGGCUUUACAAUGAAUGAUACUUUAAAUACUCUCAUUUUUAUAUUAACGUGGACAGUGCCUAUUGUUUCGGGGUUUUCUGAUGUCCUGCGGGAGAGUUACAAUUUCGAGACUGGAACCGGACGCCUGU
This is a messenger RNA of Chenopodium quinoa (quinoa), 1021 nucleotides long. RefSeq lists its product as uncharacterized. Gene Ontology annotation, biological process: carbohydrate metabolic process. Gene Ontology annotation, molecular function: hydrolase activity, hydrolyzing O-glycosyl compounds. The record is from RefSeq and is a predicted model, not a curated record. Lineage: Eukaryota; Viridiplantae; Streptophyta; Magnoliopsida; Caryophyllales; Amaranthaceae. The transcript has 3 exons. Bases 1 to 636 code for a protein of 211 amino acids.